UAUGCGGAGGUGCUUUCCCUUGCUCAGUGCUAAGGAAAAGCGUGGUCAAUGGAAUCUCACAGUGACCAGAGUCAUCAUCACCAUGACCAUAGCGCCGAUCGCCACCACCAUCAUUCCCAUGGAGAUUCGGGUGCGCAGUCCUGGGUAGGAACCGACGGGAGGGUGUACCAUAGUCACGAUGGUCUAGCACCACAUUCUCACGAACCCAUCUACUCGCCGGGCUUCUUCAACAGAAGAGCUCCUCCUCUUCUCAACAGAGAUUUCAACGAAAGAGCUUUCACUGUUGGUAUCGGCGGACCAGUCGGUACUGGGAAAACGGCUUUAAUGUUGGCUCUUUGUGAACAUCUGCGAGACAAGUACAGCCUUGCUGCAGUGACAAAUGAUAUAUUCACUAAAGAGGAUGGUGAAUUCUUGGUGAAACAUAAAGCACUUCCAGAGGAAAGGAUACGGGCAAUAGAAACUGGGGGAUGCCCACAUGCUGCAAUUCGGGAGGAUAUCAGCAUCAAUCUUGGACCACUGGAGGAGCUUUCCAACUUGUUCAAAGCAGAUAUACUUCUUUGUGAAUCUGGGGGAGAUAACCUAGCAGCCAAUUUCAGCAGGGAGCUAGCUGACUAUAUCAUUUACAUAAUAGAUGUAUCUGGUGGUGAUAAAAUUCCUCGGAAAGGUGGUCCUGGAAUCACACAAGCAGACCUCCUUGUGAUAAACAAGACUGACCUUGCACCAGCAGUUGGAGCAGAUUUGGCAGUCAUGGAGCGUGAUGCUCUUCGGAUGCGAGAUAGUGGACCUUUUGUCUUUGCACAGGUGAAACAUAGGAUUGGGGUAGAAGAAAUUGCGAAUCAUGUGUUACAAUCAUGGGAAGCAGCUACUGGAAAGAAGCGCCAUUAACAUUUCUUUGAAAAACUGUGCCAUGUGUUCUGUCAUUCCAUGGAUAUUACUGUGAACAUCUUCAAAAUAUGUUUUUGUGUUUAUGCGAAAUCUCCUUCUCCUUUACUGAUGUGUUACAUUGCUUAUGGACAUUUUGGAAUAUAGGAAAAGGCGAAUAAAUAAAAAAUUUCUUAUUA
This is a messenger RNA of Prosopis cineraria, 1061 nucleotides long. Its product is annotated as urease accessory protein G. NCBI's taxonomy places the organism in Eukaryota, Viridiplantae, Streptophyta, Magnoliopsida, Fabales, Fabaceae. The record is from RefSeq and is a predicted model, not a curated record. The coding region runs from base 49 to 885 and encodes 278 amino acids. The transcript has 6 exons. Gene Ontology annotation, molecular function: GTPase activity; nickel cation binding.